UUUAAAGUUAAAAGUUAAGAACUAGCAUACCCUCACUUUUUCUUUUCAAUUUUCUUCUUAAUUAAUUUUUCUUCUUUCUUUUUCAUUCACUUCAUCUUUGAUUCAAUGAUUCCUUCCCCCAAAGCAUAAAAAAAAACACUCAAAAAUCUAAGCUUUGAAUAGCUCCAACAUAAACUCCAAAUCCUUUCUUAUAAAAUGACAAAACCCAACCAAAGAAAAAGUCUUCCCUUUCACAUUACUUUCCUUUCCCCCACUUUCUCUUCUUCUUAAAUACUCUCUUAUUUUCCCUACAUCCAAACACUCUUUUCCUUCCCCCAUUUCACUUCCUUUCUCUUUUUAGAUCAACACCCAAGAAAAAAAACACAGUUCGAAUUUACAAAAAUCAUGGUGAAGUCUCAAAGGCCGCCAUCUGGCCGUACAAAUCUGGCAUCAUGUAUUGUAGCAACCAUUUUCUUGAUCUUUCUUGUAAUCAUUGUUCUCAUUGUUUAUUUCACCGUUUUUAAACCCAAAGACCCUAAGAUUUACGUUAAUUCCAUCCAGCUCCCUUCUUUUUCCGUCGGCAACAACUCCGUCAGCUUCACUUUCUCUCAAUACGUCACCGUUAACAACCCUAACAGAGCCACUUUUUCUCACUACGACAGCACUAUUCAGCUCCUUUACUCCGGAUCUCAAGUCGGGUUCAUGUUCAUACCCGCCGGGAAGAUCGAGUCGGGUCAGACUCAAUACAUGGCCGCCACUUUUGCAGUUCAGUCAUUUCCCUUGGCGCAACCGAAUCAAGCGGCGGCGGCCACCACGAUACCUAUACCUGGUGCUACUACUACGGUGGCGGCGAAGAUGACAGGGCCCGUUGGGGUGACAGCUGGGUUCGGCGGGGGUAAUAAUGUGAAUCGAGUUGGACCAACGAUGGAGAUUGACUCUCGGAUGGAAUUAGCGGGUCGGAUUCGGGUUCUAAAUGUGUUCGCCCAUCACGUGGAUGCUAAAUCGGAGUGUAGAGUCACCGUUGCUGUGAAUGAUGGGUCUGUUUUAGGGUUUCAUUGCUAAUUUUUCUUCCUUUUUUUAAUGUAAUUUUAGACAUUUAACAGCUUUUUUUUUCUUAAAA
This is a messenger RNA of Gossypium arboreum, 1099 nucleotides long. RefSeq lists its product as uncharacterized. The transcript has a single exon. Bases 385 to 1041 code for a protein of 218 amino acids. The record is from RefSeq and is a predicted model, not a curated record. Lineage: Eukaryota; Viridiplantae; Streptophyta; Magnoliopsida; Malvales; Malvaceae.